This is a messenger RNA of Propithecus coquereli (Coquerel's sifaka), 1046 nucleotides long. RefSeq names its product ORMDL sphingolipid biosynthesis regulator 1 (gene ORMDL1). Gene Ontology annotation, cellular component: endoplasmic reticulum membrane. The record is from RefSeq and is a predicted model, not a curated record. The transcript is spliced from 4 exons. Gene Ontology annotation, biological process: ceramide metabolic process; negative regulation of ceramide biosynthetic process; intracellular sphingolipid homeostasis. The coding region runs from base 122 to 583 and encodes 153 amino acids. NCBI's taxonomy places the organism in Eukaryota, Metazoa, Chordata, Mammalia, Primates, Indriidae.
UCCGCAAGCUGCGUAGCGCUGGGGCGGACCAUUGUCAUUCGGGGCGUGGGGAUACACUGCAGUAGCCGCCGGGUUGGUCCUGCUCCGUGCCGGCUGCCGGGAGUGGGGCGGCGGAGCAAACAUGAAUGUUGGAGUUGCCCACAGUGAAGUGAAUCCAAAUACCCGUGUAAUGAACAGCCGGGGUAUGUGGCUGACAUAUGCAUUGGGAGUUGGCUUGCUUCAUAUCGUCUUACUCAGCAUUCCCUUCUUCAGUGUUCCUGUUGCUUGGACCUUAACAAAUAUUAUACAUAAUCUGGGCAUGUAUGUAUUUUUGCAUGCAGUGAAAGGAACACCUUUUGAAACUCCAGACCAGGGUAAAGCAAGGCUCCUAACUCACUGGGAACAACUGGAUUAUGGAGUACAGUUUACAUCUUCACGGAAGUUUUUCACAAUUUCUCCAAUAAUUCUAUAUUUUCUCGCAAGUUUCUAUACGAAGUAUGAUACAACUCACUUCAUCCUAAACACAGCUUCUCUCCUGAGUGUGCUAAUUCCCAAAAUGCCACAACUACAUGGUGUUCGGAUCUUUGGAAUUAAUAAGUAUUGAAAUGUUUUGAAACUGAACAAAAUUUUCUUACAGCUACUGAGUUUCCUAUAAGGAAGGAGUAGUUAGUAAACUGCACUGUUUCUGUGAUAAUGUGAAAUGAGAGGUAUUUACAUUGGAGGGCCUGUUGGGUUCUUCAUAUGCUGUUUGCAGCAUAUGAAGGUGCAGAUUUCCAUUAAAAGAUGCCUCUGUUUAAUGCAUCUGGUAUAUUUCUGAAGAGAGGCUUUAUGAGCUGGCUGGGCGGGCCCAGCUUAUAAGUAAAUGGCAACACAGUGAGGGUGUAGUAGAUGAAUACAAGGAAAUAAGAGAUUUGUAAGAAACUAGGACCAGCUUAACUUACAAUGAAUGGGCAUUACGUUAGGAAAAGAAAUUUCCAAUCAUUCAGUGACAGUCAGUUUAAGCAGACUUACAUGUAAACCAGAAUCAUCUCUUUAUAAGCUUAUUAAAGAUUGUUUUUAUUACCAUA